AUGACGGUCUACACAGCUUCGACUACCGCGCCCGUCAACAUUGCUACCCUCAAGUACUGGGGUAAACGUGACACCAAGCUCAAUUUGCCUACGAACUCGUCGAUUUCCGUGACGUUGGCUCAGGAAGACCUGCGCACGUUGACCACCGCGGCGACGAGCCGAACGUUCGAGAAGGACCAAUUGUGGCUUAACGGACAGCCCGAGUCCCUGGAAUCGGCUCGCACACAGCAAUGCUUACAGGAUCUGCGCGCGUUGCGCGCGCAGCUCGAGGCUCAUGACGCGUCGCUGCCUCCGAUGUCACAGUGGCGCCUGCACAUCGCCUCGGAGAACAAUUUUCCCACGGCUGCAGGACUCGCGUCGUCAGCCGCGGGCUUCGCUGCGCUUGUCAUGGCCAUUGCCAAGCUGUACCAGCUGCCUCAGUCUCCUUCACAACUAUCCAAAAUCGCGAGAAAGGGUUCUGGAUCCGCAUGCAGGUCGCUGUUUGGGGGCUACGUCGCGUGGGAAAUGGGCUCUGAGGCGGACGGUAGCGAUUCCGAAGCCGUAGAAGUUGCACCGCUCGAACAUUGGCCCCAAAUGCGUGCCGCGAUUUUGGUUGUGAGUGCUGAGAAAAAGGACACCCCUUCCACGUCCGGGAUGCAACAAACCGUCGCUACGUCAGAUCUGUUCCAGGAACGUGUCCGCUCCGUCGUGCCAGCCCGUUUUGAAGAAAUGAAAACCGCCAUCGCCAACCGCGAUUUCCCGCUUUUCGCGAAACUCACCAUGCAAGACUCCAAUUCUUUCCACGCCACUUGCUUGGACUCCUACCCACCUAUCUUCUACAUGAACGACACUUCUCGCAAGGUUGUCCGUCUGUGUCACGCGAUCAACGACUUCUACAACGAUACUGUCGUUGCCUACACUUUCGACGCUGGUCCUAACGCCGUACUCUACUAUCUGCAAGAAAACGAGUCUAAGCUGCUACCAUUCAUCAAUCACCUUUUCGACCAAACCGAAGGUUGGGAGGGACGCUUCUCCAAAGGUGCUCGCGCAGAAUUUGACCAGCAGUUCACGGAGCACAUCCAAAAUAAAUUCACCGCCGUUUUGGAUGCCAACUUGCACCGUGGAGUUAGUCGCUUAAUUUUUACUAAAGUGGGUCCAGGCCCCCAAGACACAACCGAAUCGCUUAUCGACGCCACUACAGGGGUCCCCGUCUGA
Molecule: messenger RNA, 1194 nt
Organism: Lachancea mirantina
Lineage: Eukaryota; Fungi; Ascomycota; Saccharomycetes; Saccharomycetales; Saccharomycetaceae
Source: the annotation of a GenBank genome assembly